AUGGACACGGUGAACCACAUCAAACUGGUACGUCACGAUGGAUGUGGGCGGUCUCACGGAUGGUGUGACAUUGGGCAUGGGUCCCUCAGUGACAUCAAACUGAACAGAAGCCCCUGUUCUUGCGCUACUCUUGGCUCCUUUCCACGACUUCACACUUCAGUCCCGAAGGAUAUAUGUGGGAGAAGCAGGGAAGAUGCAGAAGCGGAGCAAAGGAUCGGUGGCAACAGCUUUGAACUCGGGGGUUUAGCUAACAAUCAGCGAAUAGAGCGCACCUCGGCCGCAGCCGUGCUCCGCGCGUUGCUCCUGUCCAUAUUCUUCCAACGCACGCUCGAGAACGUAGUACCCGAAACACUAGAUGUGUUUGACACGCACGUCGCCGUCGUCUCUGGCGCGGCGACGGGCACGAGUACCGCGCUCGCGGGGCCGGGACAGAAAGUGACCGAGAUCGAGCGCGAGAUUCACGACAAGGUCGAGGGGUUCGUGAGGACGUUUGUGGAGACGGGGAAGGAGGGGGGUGAGAUCGCCGUCGUGUUCCUGCAGCGCAAGAACCGCAAGGGCUGGUUCGCGGUCACGGAGGCGCUCGUGCCGUGGGAGGAACACCUUAUCAGCGUGCACUUUGUGACGCGCGCGACGACGACACGCAACACGCUCAACUCGGCGUUGAUGCAGACGCUGACGUUCUGCUCUGAGCGGAGGGCCAAUGUGCCUGCGCUGGUGGGGAGUCCGCACGACGACGGGAAUGGUUGGAUGGUCUGGGGGGCUGUCUUCUGGCCGAAGACCACGAUGGACUGGAGGCGUCCCCCUCCCAUCUUUCGCCCAAGUCCCACCUCCCUCCCGCUGCAGAUUCGAGUAUCGUCAGCUAACAGGCAGGAACAGAACAACCUCUCGUACCAGAUCCUCCUCUCGCCGCCUCCGCCGUCCGAGCUCUUUCCCCCGUCCCCGCCCAGCGGGCCUCAGCGCUUAACUUCGCCCCCGCCCCAGCCUUCCUUGACUGUUUCGCCCAGCACGGCUGUCGCAGACAAGAGCGAGGUGGGGUAUCUCGGUCAGGCAAAGGAUAUCCUGGCACUCGGGCUGGGCGUGGUGAGGAAGGGCGAGUUCUAA
Molecule: messenger RNA, 1101 nt
Organism: Trichosporon asahii var. asahii CBS 2479
Lineage: Eukaryota; Fungi; Basidiomycota; Tremellomycetes; Trichosporonales; Trichosporonaceae
Exons: 3
Coding region: 1-1101 (366 amino acids)
Biological process (GO): autophagosome assembly; autophagy
Cellular component (GO): phagophore assembly site
Source: RefSeq, a predicted model, not a curated record